AUGUAUUUUGGGCUAUCUCCUAUAGCUAUUAGAAAAUUAGCUUUUGAUUUUUCUCAGAAACUAAAUUUAAAAGUCCCAAAAACUUUGACUGAUAAAAAUCAGGCAGGAAUUGAUUGGUUUUCGGCCUUCUUAAAAAGAAACCCAACACUAUCUAUUCGCCAGCCAGAAGCAACUAGCAUAUCAAGAGCUAUGAAUUUUAACCGAGCCAAUGUUAAAUUAUUCAUGGAUAAAUAUGAGUCUGUUAUGUUAAAAUAUAAAUUUGAAGCACAACACAUUUACAAUUUAGAUGGAACAGGAAUAACAACUGUCCAAAAUACUGAAAAAGUAGUAGCACUUCAAGGGAAAAAACAAAUCGGAGCCAUUACGUCUGGUGAAUGUGGGACAUUGGUUACCAUGUGUUUGGCUGUCAAUGCUACAGGUAAUUUUAUUCCACCCAUGUUUAUUUUUCCCAGAGUCAACUAUAAAGAUUUUUUCAUAAGAGGUGGUCCUGCUGGUUGUAUCGGUGCUUCUAACAAAUCAGGGUGGAUGCAGGGGGAAAAGUUUCUAACAUUUAUGAAGCAUUUCGCAAAUCAUGUAAGACCUUCAGUUGAUAGAAAAAUACUUGUGUUAUUGGAUAACCAUGAGCCUCAUUUAUUUUUGCCUGUUAUUGAUUUUUGUAGAUCAGUAGGAAUAGUUUUAUUAUCUUUCCCUUCUCACUGCUCUCAUAAACUCCGGCCACUGGAUCGAUCAGUUUAUGGACCGUUUAAAAAGUUUAUUAAUCAAAAUAUGACUGUUUGGAUGUACAAUAAUCCUGGAAAGAGAAUAACCAUAUACGAUAUACCCCAUAUUUCUUCCGGAGCUAUAAUUUGUGCUGCUACUCCCAAAAACAUAUUAAAUGGUUUUUCAGUAUCAGGGAUUUGGCCUUUUAACAGAGAUGCAUUUAGUGAAGAUGAGUAUGCGCCAUCAUCUGUAACAGACAUAAUGAUAGACAUACAGGCUCAGACAUCCUCAGAACCACCAUCAGAAACAUUGAUAUCACCAGAACAAAAUAAAACCAUACCCGAAAGUACAAUUUCAAGAAAAAGCUUUAAAGGAGGUAGAAAAAAAGGGAAGACAGCAAUACUGACAGACACUCCUGAAAAAAUAGAACUUGAAAAUAAAGUAACCAAUACUGCUAAAAGAAGUCUUCAAUUUAAAGAAAAUAACAAAACACCUAAAAAAGUGAAGAAAUCAAAAACAGUUCCUAAGAAAAAUAAAAAUAAGAUUGUUGAUAGUGAAGAAGAAGAAGAAACUUUUUGUUUAGUUUGUGGAGAUACAUAUUCAAAUAGUAAAAAUAAAGAAACAUGGAUACAGUGUUUGAAGUGUAAAUUAUGGGCACAUGAAAAUUGUACUGAUUCAACAAAAAUGACUGCUUUUUAUAAAUGUGACAACUGUGAGGCAGAUGAGUGA
This is a messenger RNA of Acyrthosiphon pisum (pea aphid), 1428 nucleotides long. RefSeq lists its product as uncharacterized. Gene Ontology annotation, molecular function: DNA binding. Lineage: Eukaryota; Metazoa; Arthropoda; Insecta; Hemiptera; Aphididae. Gene Ontology annotation, cellular component: nucleus. The transcript has 2 exons. The record is from RefSeq and is a predicted model, not a curated record. Bases 1 to 1428 code for a protein of 475 amino acids.